Molecule: messenger RNA, 2883 nt
Organism: Talpa occidentalis (Iberian mole)
Lineage: Eukaryota; Metazoa; Chordata; Mammalia; Eulipotyphla; Talpidae
Gene: HSD17B11
Product: hydroxysteroid 17-beta dehydrogenase 11
Exons: 7
Coding region: 563-1465 (300 amino acids)
Cellular component (GO): lipid droplet
Molecular function (GO): oxidoreductase activity, acting on the CH-OH group of donors, NAD or NADP as acceptor
Source: RefSeq, a predicted model, not a curated record
GAGUGUGAUGUGGCGUCUUCUCAGCGGGGAGAAUCCUUCCCUCUAGUGAGGAUUCUUUAAGACAGAAAACAACAUUUGCUUCCUUUAAGUCAUAAUGGGCAACCACCAAGUUUCAAACAAGCAUCUGGACUGAGGGCACUUUGCUGCUUUGAGAGAAACUGAUCAAAUUUGAGAAAACAAGCUGCAACGAAUGCUUCAAGGUCGGCUUACGAGCUCAGGAAAAGUGGGUACAGACGACCUCUGGCAGCGCAGCGAGCGCGGGCUACGCAACUGGGAACUAGGAAGCUUUGCUCCGCUCUGGACUUUGUCCCUCCCAGAUUUCAGCCUGCGAGCUGUCGCUCCACGUUGCAGUCCGAGCCAAUUGCAAAAGACCUAACCAAGCCCAACCCAGCGGAAGGAACGGUUUCGGGGUUGUUUAUUUGUCUUUGAUAAAGGAGACUUUCCUUGCUCUCGCUUUUAUUCUCUCUGCUGUGAGACCUAGCAACGCUCCAGAAAUUACUUAGAGUGCUUGGUAAAAGAAAACAAACCAAAAGCUCAGCCGAAGCUCGCAGCAACGUAAAGGAUGAGAUUCUUCCUGGACUGCAUCCUGCUUCUGCCCUUACUGCUCGUCUUCUCCUUAGAGUCUCUCCUAAAGCUUUUUAUUCCUAAGAAGAGAAAAUCAGUAACUGGAGAAAUCGUCCUGAUAACCGGAGCUGGACAUGGAAUUGGGAGGCUGACCGCCUACGAAUUUGCUAAACUUAAAACCAAACUGGUCCUGUGGGAUAUAAAUAAGCAUGGAAUUGAGGAAACAGCUGCUGAAUGCAGGAGACUGGGUGCCAAAACUCAUACCUAUGUGGUGGACUGCAGUAACCGUGAAGAUAUUUAUACUUCCGCCAAGAAGGUGAAGACAGAAGUUGGAGAUGUUGGUAUCUUAAUAAAUAAUGCUGGUGUAGUGUACACAUCAGAUUUGUUUGCUACACAAGACCCUCAGAUUGAAAAGACUUUUGAAGUUAAUGUACUUGCACAUUUCUGGACUACAAAGGCAUUUCUUCCAGCAAUGAUGAGUAAUAAUCAUGGUCACAUUGUCACUGUGGCUUCAGCAGCUGGGCAUACUGUGGUCCCUUAUUUAAUGGCUUAUUGUUCAAGCAAAUUUGCUGCUGUUGGAUUUCAUCAAGCUUUGACUGCAGAACUGAAUGCCUAUGAAAAAACUGGAAUCAAAACAUCAUGUCUCUGUCCUAAUUUCAUAAACACUGGCUUCAUCAAAAAUCCAAGUACCAAUUUGGGACCCACUCUGGAACCCGAGGAAGUGGUCAACAAGCUGGUGAAUGGCAUCCUGACUGAGCAGAAAAUUAUUUUUGUUCCAUCCUUUCUAAGCUUUUUCUUACUGGUAGAAAGGAUCUUUCCUGAGCGUUUCCUGUCAAUUUUAAAAAGAAGGAUCAAUGUUAAGUUUGAUGCAAUUAUUGGAUACAAAGAUAAAGGGCAAUAAGUGCUUUUUUUUUUUUUUUUGAAAACUCAUCUACCAAGUUUCAAUUGACUUCAUCUAAUAUUAUUGACAAUUUUCAUGUUUGAACUUCUGACAUUCCUAAAUAUUUUUUUUUUUUUUUUGGUAUCAUCUUUUGAGGCUCCGGCAGUCUUGUGUACCACUUACUCUGUUGCUAAAAGCUAAUUUCUUCAAGAGCAAUAUCUUAGGAAUUGACCUUAUGGAAAAUAGAGCAAAAGAACAAUUUUACUAUAAUUUCUAAGAUUGUGUGACUCAUAUUAUGGCUUUCCAAAUUUGUACUAGAAAUGUUUAAGAUUUUUUAUUUUUAGUUAUACUUAAAAUUUAUAUAAUGUACCUUUUCUGUUCUAGUCUACCUAUAAACAGAAACUUCAAGCUCUCUAAACGCAAGGACUCUACCUUGUGGCAUAUCAUAAUGAAUUUCAUUGAUGUAAGAAAUAAUUCUUGAACAUUUCAUCCUACACAUCCACUCUGUUUCCUGACAAAUACCUCACAUUCCAAUGCCAAACAUUUUAGCAUAAGUAAACUAGAAAUGGACACAUGUUGCAAGAAUUAUUGUAUCAUGGGGUUUGAAGCAGAGAAUUGGGAUAAUGCACCAAUAAGUGGCAAUAAUAAAUGGAUGAAAAAAAUGGAUGAAACUUAAACUUCUGGUGUUUCCAUAUUUUUGACUUGAACAUGACUUAAGCAAUGUAUUUUUUUUAGUGUCUAAAAUGUAUUGGACAUGAGUGAGAUUCAUUGAGAUGGGACUAUAAGAUGAAAUGUAUAAAUUAAAAAAAUAAGUAGGUGGGGCUUCUACUAAAGAAAAAUAUUUUCAAAAUUCAUACUCAGAAAACAUACACUUUUGAAAUGCAAAUGAGCCACAUACAGAAAUUUCAGAGUAAAAUAUUUUAAUCCAGUUUUUAAGCAGAAACUAAUAUUAAUUUAACAUGUGUAGGUACUAUUUUAAACUCACAAAUUAAGUCUUCUCAUCAGUGCCACUCAGAUUAUAAGGCUCAUCUGAUAAUCUGUUUAAGGAAGGCCAUACUAAGACUAUAACAUAAGAAAAUUUAAUAGAAGAUGUCAUUCUUACAAUAAAUUUCUCUUUGCUAUUAAAAAAUCAAAAUACAAUUGUUACUGGUCAACUUUAGUUUAUAUAAAUACAUAUCUGAGUCAAAAAUGUUGCUUUCCAAAACAUCAUUAAACGGCCUCCCUAGUGGAGCAAGGGGCUAAUAUAUCAGCACUAGCAAGCUAUCACCAGCCACUGCAGCCAACUUCUAUCCCCAGCCAGGGAGCUACCCACAUGGCAUGGCAGACCUCUCCUGUCUCGCCUACUGCUCUCCUCAGCAGUAUACUUCGUCAGUCUGCCUGUUCUGUUCCCCACUCUGUCUCUGGAGAAUCCUCUCACCCUCCCACAUAUCUAGUCUGUA